AACCAAAUGCAAAUAUACAAAUAAUGAGAAAACAUUUCUCAAACACGUGUGUAGUUCGAGUGUGUGCUUUUUUAGAAAGCCUAAAGUAAAUUGUAAAUGUGGUUUAACAAACAGAAGACCUAUUGCCAUCAAGAUUUAAUAAAGCAAAUUUAAUUUUGUCAAAGUAAGCCGCAAUUUUCGAUCCUUGGAAUCUAUAAAAAGGCAAUAAUUUAGCACUCAAAAGAAAGCAACAGCUUGGCAGUGGGAAGGCGAACAACAGCAAAUCCAGAGGGUUGUUGUUGUGGUUAAGUGAGCCGCACAGCUUUAGAAUGAAAUGGAGAUGCAAAGCGACUCUGGUCAUGGACCAACGACACCAUCAGCAGCGGCAGCGGCAACAACAGGAGCAACAUUCAUACCGAGCACUUUCAAUUGUCGCCUGGAAGAGGCGGCUUGGCCUGAGGUCUGGCAGCCGUUUAUUAACUGCAAAGCGUAUCAGGCUACUAGCUAUCCCCCAGAUAUCACACCCACCAGCAACAGUAGCGGCAACGGCAGCAACAUCCUCAUCAACAGCAACAGCAGCCAUACAUUCCAGUGCACCAAGCAGACAUUCAAUCGAGCCGAGCAGACAGCAUUCUAUAGAUGCCAUGGCAUGGGAUGGGAGCCAGAGGCGGAGGCGGAGGCCUGCACGUCGAGGCUAAAUGCACGACUGUUGCGAGUGGUCCAUGAGGCGUAUGAGCAAUUUCGACUGGUAAUCAAAGAGGCCCUCAGUGAUAAUGCGAGUGAUACAGUUAGCUAUAGUUCGAACUGCAGCAGGCUUAGUGAGGAUGAGGAUGGGAAUGGGGAAGAAGACGAGCUCUUCUGUGAGGUGGGCCAGCAGCAGGACACAUUUCUAUGCCACAUGCAGCAGCGGGAACGGGAGCGGGUGGAGGAGCAGGGUUCGGACGAUAGUCUAUUGGAUGCCUUCACCAGCGGUGACUUUCAAAUUGAGCUAGGCAACGGACAGGAGGACGCUCUCUGGUCCUUUCUCAACCUAAGCGAUGUAAUGGGCCCCGCCAACGACACAUUCAGCCUCAUCAAUGGCAGCAGCAGCACCAGCACCAGCCUGGAUAUGAUUCUCUCCAACUACACCGCCCUGACCACAACCACAACAACCGCAGCCACCACCUCCACUGACAUUGUAAUCUCAAAGAGCUUUCUAGACUAUAGUCCGCAUGGCUACGAUUGGCUCUUCCUGUUUGUGGUAUUCUUCAUCUUUGCCGGCGGACUGGGCAACAUUCUCGUGUGCCUGGCCGUCGCAUUGGAUCGCAAGCUUCAGAAUGUUACCAACUAUUUUCUCUUUUCGCUGGCCAUAGCCGAUUUGUUGGUCAGUCUGUUUGUGAUGCCCAUGGGAGCGAUACCAGCGUUUUUGGGCUAUUGGCCACUUGGUUUUACCUGGUGCAACAUUUAUGUGACCUGCGAUGUUCUGGCCUGUUCAUCGAGCAUCCUGCACAUGUGCUUCAUCAGCCUUGGGCGAUAUCUGGGCAUACGGAAUCCGCUUGGGUCCCGUCAUCGAUCUACGAAACGUUUGGCUGGCAUUAAGAUAGCCAUUGUCUGGCUGAUGGCCAUGAUGGUAUCCAGCUCGAUUACAGUUUUGGGUCUGGUCAAUGAAAAGAACAUCAUGCCGGAGCCGAAUAUCUGUGUCAUCAACAAUCGGGCCUUCUUUGUGUUUGGUUCACUGGUGGCCUUCUAUAUACCCAUGCUGAUGAUGGUCACCACCUAUGCCCUGACCAUACCACUGCUCCGCAAGAAGGCUCGAUUUGCUGCCGAGCAUCCAGAGAGUGAAUUGUUCCGAAGGCUGGGUGGACGCUUCACCAUAAGGCCGCAGCAUAGCCAGCAACAGUUACAGAUGCACAGCAGCUUCAGCAGCGGCAAUAACAAAUUCCUGGCCAUGAGUGACAGCAAUCGAAAUUUUAACAAUCCAGGAGGUGCUGGUGCCGGUGCCGGUUCCGAUCGAGAAGGUGGAACAAGAGGCAACAACAGCUUGGAGGCCAGCGAACGUCCAUUGAUGCAACAGAGAACGACAAGCAGCCGGAGCAUUGGAACUGUCAGCUUUCGCAAUGUGGCCAAUGGGGGAGGAGGGAGCAGCAGCGGAACUGGAGGAGGAGUUGCCACCAGAGGUGGCCUAAGUGGUCGCAACAGUUUCCGUUUUACUGGCGGCGGCAUCUUGCGUCAUUCGUCAACACCCGCCUCCGGCAGCAUUUCAGCCGGGUCUUCAAUACGAGCCAACAGGCCCCAUUCGAAUAGCUUCUGGCGCAAACACGGCGGCAAUCCCAAUCUAAUGGACAGCCAUCCGAAUCGACGAGCCUCUGUGCGUGUCAGCAUCUCCCAGCCACAAUUGGGUUACCCAACAAAUGGCAAUGGAGCAGGAGCUGGAGGCGGAGGCAAUAGCACAGCAGCUGCGACAACGAGCUGCACAACUCCUGGAGGCGGUGGAAAUGGCUCCAGCAUAGUGAGCAUAUCUACCAUACAGGGACAUGGACAGAACCACAACCAGAGCGGAGACGGAGGCGGGCGCGGAGGUGGCAAUCACCACCUGGAGCAGCAGGUGAGGUCUAUACCGACAGCGAAGCCUGACGAACGACAGCAGCGCCACAAAUUGCGUCCCUUUAAGUUUGCUUUAAAUCGUGUGGCCACGCCCACACUCAAUUUGCGGUUCCUUAACAAUCGCAGCAAACGAAAUAGUUUGUCUGCCAAUGCAGUGGCCACGGAGCAGAAGGCCACCAAGGUCCUGGGUCUAGUGUUCUUCACCUUUGUCCUGUGCUGGUCUCCGUUCUUCAUACUGAACAUCAUUUUUGCCGCCUGUCCCGGUUGCCAGGUACCCGAGCAUGUGGUCAACACCUGCCUCUGGCUGGGAUAUGUCUCCUCCACGAUCAAUCCCAUCAUCUAUACCAUCUUCAAUCGGACAUUUCGGGCGGCAUUCAUACGUCUGCUCAAAUGCAAUUGCGAGCGUUCUGGUCGACCUUUGCGCUAUCGCUCUGUGACCGAAGGACGCGGAGCCCUGAGCCUGUGCGCCCCAUCUGCUCUACCGUUGGCAAUCUCCUUUCAGGGCGCACCACUCAUGACGCCAUCCACUGCGAAUGCGACGCCGCUGAGUGAAUUUCAGGGCAGCUAUACAAUUGACGACGACGAAUGCUAAGAAGGAACCACCGACCCCACCAGCAUUCUCUCACCAUAAAAAAAUACGAAUUUAUAAUGAAGCGAAGAAGCUACAACAACAAAAACUUAGCUCGAACUUGAGGCAACUGUACUUUUAGCUGCUUAUUAAGCAAAGAACUGCAGGGUGAUCCAUGCGUAACAAAAACCAAAAACUCCAAACACAAUCAAUGCGACAACAACUGAUGGCUUUUGCGGCAACUGUACCUACAGCAAGAGUAACAAAAAAACCUUUAACUUUUAACUUUAACAAAAACUCAUCAUAUCGUUGUAUGACAGACGGCAAGAGAUACAUAGAUAGAGGAAAGACCAACAGGAAUAGAGAGUGAGAGAGAGAGAGAGAAAGAUAGCGAGUGUGUUUAUGAUGAAGUGACUGUACCUGUGUUUUCAUUUCCAUGCCAACAUUUUCUAGCUUUAAUCGAACACACACACACUGUAUUUGUAGCGUUAAGCCUAAAGCCUAAGCCUAGACUAAACAUAACUUUAAAUGAUUAAAGGAAAGGAAUACCUAAAAUUAAUUUUUAACUUAAGUGAGUUGAAAAAGCAUUGAGAAACCUAUUGAAAUUACCUGUGUAGCAGCUGUGUUUGUUAGUCAUUAGAAUGCUAAGCCUCUAAAUAGUUUAAGAAGUACAUAGUUCGAUUAGUAUGCCUACACUUCCCACUCGAUGCCUAUUCCAAUGUCCAGGCAGCCUUGCUGUUUCCCUAGUUCCCUUAGUCCUGUGUAUGUCUGUGUAUGUCUAUAUAGUGUCUAAGUUUAAUGUUAAAUGCAAUACUUGAUAUAUAUUAUAUAUUAAAUGGAAAUAUACUAUUUCUC
This is a messenger RNA of Drosophila persimilis, 3985 nucleotides long. RefSeq names its product 5-hydroxytryptamine receptor 2A (gene 5-HT2A). The record is from RefSeq and is a predicted model, not a curated record. Lineage: Eukaryota; Metazoa; Arthropoda; Insecta; Diptera; Drosophilidae. Gene Ontology annotation, biological process: serotonin receptor signaling pathway; chemical synaptic transmission; G protein-coupled receptor signaling pathway, coupled to cyclic nucleotide second messenger. Gene Ontology annotation, molecular function: neurotransmitter receptor activity; G protein-coupled serotonin receptor activity; serotonin binding. The transcript is spliced from 8 exons. Gene Ontology annotation, cellular component: membrane; dendrite. Bases 314 to 3154 code for a protein of 946 amino acids.